AUGGGACCUUCAAAAGUGGAGGAUCCGAGCAGUGAGCUGCGACGGGGCGAGUUCGGCAGGUAUGCCGCAAAUGCUUCGAUAAGCAUUGAUGGCGGGCCGCUGGCAGGCGCCGAGAGUCCCGGAGAGCUGCCGCCGCUGCCUGCACCCACCACGUCCUUGGCGGCCGAGCCUCCCCCGGCCGCCUUCCCGGCGGAGCCCUUCCCCGCCGCCCCCGCCUUCCCGGUGGAGCCGACUCCGGUCACCUCGCAGGAUCGCCAGAUAGGGCCACCUGCGGGACUCGACCCAACAGGACGGGAGAACCUGUCCAACGGAGAGUUGCUCGAACGCAUUGCGCAGCUAGAGCGGCAGAUCACGCGCGCAGCGGUGGGAGGGCCGACCUUCGGCGCAGCUCCUCCGGCUCAGGUGCAGGACUUUCCGCUGUCCCUGCCCAACACUGGGCAUGGCCUGGUGGACUUCGAGGCUUUGGAGGCCCGAUCGGCGCACGUCACCCAGAGACUGGAGGCUGCUGAGCAGGAGCUUCGGGCAGAGAAGGAGGCCGGCCGGGGCAACAAGCUCAAGGUCGAGCAGCUGGAGCAGAAGCUGAAGGACCGGGAGCAGUUGCUGAGCCAUGCCAAGGAGAUGUGGAUGAAGGAGAAUGUCAGAGCCUCAAAGCUUGCCGACGCCCUCACGGCGGCUGAGGACAAGUUGGCGGACCAGGAGCGGCGACUUGCGGACGUGUCGGCCAAGUACGCUGAAGCCCAGCAAGAGGUCCGACAGCUACAGCAUCUCCUGGGCUCGAGCACCGGCGGGCUCACAGGAUACGCUCCAGGGGCCGUGGCCGGAGAUGCAGGCCUAGGAUUCGACCUCCCGGCGUCGGAUGGCCGCAACGGCUAUGCCAAGGCACGGAUCCCAAGCACCGGCAUGACGCAGGUGCCCUGGUCCGAUGAUCUUGGCAUGGUGCCCACCGACGAGUCGCUCCGCAUGGGCUCCCCCCCGCGGACGCUCGCGUCGUCCGGGCAGAUGCCCCUGCUCGAGAAUGACACCAAUGCGGAGCGCUUCAGGCGCCUCUGUCUCUUGAACGACGCUGUGCUCUACGAGGACGACCUCCUUCAGGUUGGCAUCAAAGCCGAGUACAGUGGCCUGGAAGGGCAGAUUGCUGUUUUCUUUGGCAACAAAGGCCAUGCGGCACUACACACCUUCACGGCCCAAUACUUCGUCCGAGAGGAGCAGGCGCUUCGGCUCGUUGCCUCGCCCAUGAGCCAGCAGCUGGAGGCAGACGAGCAGGUAGUGCAGCGGGUGACAGUGUCGCUCCGCGAGCCCUUUGCCGAGCCUCCCUGGCUGCGGCUGCAGUUCUUGCUGCCAGAUGCGAGCCCGAGAAGGAUCCAGCUCAAGUUCCCCAUCAUCCUGCCGAAGUUUAUGGUGGGACGGGACCUGUCCCCGCAGGAGUUCUUCCACCACUGGAGGUUGCAGCAUUUCGUGCUGAAUGAGGUGACAAGCAUCGUGCACCUGUCGGAGAGAUUGCGCGGUCCCCUUGUGAAUAUCGCAAGGUGCAUUGUCUUCGGCGGCGCAUUUAGAUUGCACCAUGGCAUUGACAGCAACGCGGACAAUUUCGUGUUGGUCUCGACGCUGUCCGAUCCCGCUGUCGCAGCCCGGAUGGACGCGAGAGGCCUCGACCCCCUUGCCGCGCCCGACCGGGAGGGUGGGCUGUCGCUGAUGCGGGUCGAGGUGGGCAGCGGCCGCUUCACUGGGAAAGCACGGGUGCCUCGGGCUAGGACUUAG
This is a messenger RNA of Symbiodinium natans, 1758 nucleotides long. The record is from the annotation of a GenBank genome assembly. NCBI's taxonomy places the organism in Eukaryota, Dinophyceae, Suessiales, Symbiodiniaceae.